Molecule: messenger RNA, 2352 nt
Organism: Alternaria viburni
Lineage: Eukaryota; Fungi; Ascomycota; Dothideomycetes; Pleosporales; Pleosporaceae
Exons: 3
Coding region: 1-2352 (783 amino acids)
Molecular function (GO): guanyl-nucleotide exchange factor activity
Source: RefSeq, a predicted model, not a curated record
AUGUCUGGUAUAAUCGGUGCUCUCGUCGCGCUGCCCCAGAGCAUCCAGUCUGCAAAAGAACUUUACGACUUGCGCCUCAAGUACAAAGAUGCCUCGGUUCUCAUUACCGCGAUAUACUCCGAGUCCAUGGUCAUUGCAGCGUCAUUGUCCCAAGUCCAAAGCCUCCUACAACAUGACGCGCUACGGGAGAAGCCCCAGCUGCUCGAGACCUUCGAUCGUGCGCUUACGGGGUGUCGAGUUGUAUACGGGUGCCUAGAAGAGGAGGUACGGGACUUGAGAGUGAAGGCGGAGAACGAUAACCUGAAGUUCAAAGACAAAGCGAAGUUUGUGUUCAAGGAAGAGACCUUCAAAGAGCUGCUCACCCAGAUCCGUGGCCAGCAGUCAGCGCUCAGUUUGCUGAUACAAGGAUUGCAGAUGGAGUCAAUUGCGGAUAUCAAGAAGCUGGUUGAGGAUAAUAGUGUGACACUCGAUCAGGUUGUAAAGCGGUCGAGGACUCUACGGCAGUCGCACCCGAGACUGAAGGUACCGGAGUCGUUGUUUGAUCAGAAGAGUCUGAACGACAGCGAGGCCGAUGUAGAGUCCAUCGCGAAAGCUACGGAGUUCACGUUCGAUGAUGAGGUCGUCAACUCGAAAGCGUAUCGUAGGGCUAUGGCAAUGGCCAUGUCUACUUCACGCCACGAGAUCGAUGCGUCUGAGGAAACAGGAACUGGGGUACCAGAAGACAGUUCGAUCGCUCUCGAGACGACGCCUCCCAGUGUACUGAAGUCGGAAACAGAGAGAGGACCAUCCCCUCAGGCCACAACGACAAAUGAACACGCAGAUUUGUUCGAUACCCUUGAGCGCGACAUACUCUCCUUUAUGCCGCAAACCUCAUCCACGACACUUUGCUUGACUCCCAACCACACAGGGCCUAAGAACUCCUCUUCGCUACCGAAUGAUCCUUAUGGCUCAUUGACUCCGGCGCCACUGCGAUCGUUUAGUGGAGACAGCGGAACGGAAGUUCCAGAAGCUGCGCCUCCGUUGCCUCCUCGCCGCCCAAGUGAGCAGCAUGUCGCAACGCCCCAGAUGCGCUCAGUAUCUUCUGAUGAUAGCAUGUUUUCCUCCAUCGCACCAUCGAUUUUAUCAAAAGCGUCCACGGGAUCGUCUUACACCGUGUACGAAACUCCACCGUUAAGCCCCAAUUCGACCGGCAUACCUUCGCGAAAGCCCCUGCCCUUAAUGCAUAAGCCAUCUUACAACGCUCAAGGUAACACCACGCGUGGUAUGGACGAAGUUGCAGCAGCUGGGGCAUCGUUGCCCUUGUACAAUGUCGAAAUGCACAGUAUCUGGAUGUCGCUGGCCGAAGCCGAGAGGAAGUUUAUUGACCGCAUAAUGAGACUGAAGCGAAUGUUCUACGAUAACAUCAUAAAGCAAUGGCCAGUCCUUGAGAAGCAUAUGGAUGCUAUCCUUAUCGGCGAGCAACUUGCGACACUUCAUCAGCAGUAUCUGCUCCAGGCGAUGGACCGUGAUCUCGCUGGCAGUACUAACGCCCUCUGUAAUCCAUACAUGAUUGAUAUCUGGGUAGAUAAGAGUCAACAACUGUAUCGAGAAUACUGUCGCAAGAUGCCGCAUGCGGCCUCCUCACUACGAACGACACAGAACUUGGACCCGAAGUUUACACCUUUCGUCAACACACUUGGUCUGAGUAUCGCUUAUUUUGGCAAGAGCUGGCAAGAUUAUUUGGAGCUUCCUCAGGUACAGAUGCAGAGUUAUAUCGACAGUCUGCAAAGGCUUGUCAGCAUCGCGGAUUCCCUCAAUGACCCGACAGCAAACCAGGAGGCUACACGUUUACGACGUGCUCUACAGGCCGUGACUUGGCUGAAAACAUCCAUCUCAACCUUACUAGAUGAAGCUCAGGCUCGUGAAGAUGUACAGAAUCUCCAGAGGCGUAUCCGCACAGAUGCACUAACGUUUGCGCAACUACGCCUGCAUGAGCCGGCCCGUCGCGUUAUUCACCAAGGCGGUAUGGCAAUGAAGUUCAAGAGCCAGGGACCUUGGGUUCCAGUACACGCCAUGUUGCUCGACAACUACUUCAUAUGGGGUAAAGCUAAGAAGAGCAAAGGCGAUGAGGUUCUGAUAACGGACCCACCUAUCGCGGUCGCCGACAUGGAACUGUCCCUUCCCACAGACGCAUACCAGUUUCAGAAGGCUACCAUGCUCGACCAGAUAGCAAGGGGCUCAGUCGUAUACAUCAUCACAAUCAACAACAAAGCCCAGCCAGGCAAACCCAGUCUGCUAGGCCUGUACGGCUUCCCGGAAAGGAGAGACUGGUUUGACCAUUUCACUGCAGCUGGGACUAAGUUCCAGAGGUGA